Messenger RNA from Lineus longissimus, 2475 nucleotides. RefSeq names its product tumor susceptibility gene 101 protein-like. Gene Ontology annotation, molecular function: ubiquitin binding. The transcript has 11 exons. NCBI's taxonomy places the organism in Eukaryota, Metazoa, Nemertea, Pilidiophora, Heteronemertea, Lineidae. Gene Ontology annotation, biological process: protein modification process; protein transport; endosome to lysosome transport. Bases 174 to 1481 code for a protein of 435 amino acids. The record is from RefSeq and is a predicted model, not a curated record. Gene Ontology annotation, cellular component: ESCRT I complex.
GAAUGCGGAAACGAAAGUCAUUCUUCAGAAAAGUGUUGAAAUUUCAUCGAUUUUAUCAAUAAACUACGAUCAUACGCAAAACGAGUUGAUCAGCACUCGGUCUGCUUUAGGAUCUGUGAACUGUUAGAAGUUGUUCAUGCCACAGGUUGACUGACUGAAAUUUUUGAUGCACCAUGUCUUAUUCCUUUGAAAAUCAGAUUCGCCACUUGAUACCUAAGUACAAGCACUAUGAUACUGUGAGACGCGAUAUCUGUAGUCUGAUUGAUCAGUACUCUGAUCUUCGCCCAAAGGCGGACUUUUUUGUUUUCAAUGAUGGGCAAAGAAGAGAACUAAUCUGUUUGGAGGGGACCAUCCCUGUGCCAUACAAAGGGAAUAUUUACAAUAUCCCAAUAUGUGUGUGGCUGCUGGAGACUCAGCCUUACAAUCCACCAAUGGCCUUUGUCAAACCAACCAGUACCAUGCAAAUCAAGCCUGGCAAACAUGUUGACUCGAAUGGGCGAGUCUAUUUGCCCUAUCUUCAUGAAUGGAAGCAUCCAUCUUCAGACCUGUUUGGACUGGUGCAGAUUAUGAUUAUAGUGUUUGGUGAAGAGUGUCCUGUAUUUUCUCGAGCUGCUGCCCUGCCGGCCCGUCCUCCCUAUCCUGGGGCACAUACUGGUUCACACACCCCUUAUCCGACACCAGGUGGAGGUAUGCCCAUGCCCGUCCCAAAUCCACCAGGGGGUUAUCAGCAAUCAUAUCGACCUCCAACCAGUAGCUACCCAGGCUACCCUCCGUCAAGUUAUGGCAGUGGAGGUGGCUCAUACCCAGGAUACCCACCACCACCAUCAUCAUCAGCAUCAUCAACAGGAGGUUAUCCUUACCCAGGCUCGGCCCAACCACCUUAUCCUGGAUCAGGGGCAGGAUAUAGAUCUCAAGCAGUUACUCAGACAUCUACAUCACAUGGAAAACUACAGUCCACACCCUCUCUUAGUGAAGAUCAAAUAAAGGCUUCUUUACUCUCGGCAGUUGAGGACAAAAUGCGUAGAAGAUUGAAGGACAUAUUCAGCCAAGCAAAGGCUGAGAUAGACUCACUGAAAAAGACCCAAGAGGAUCUAAACAAAGGGAAAGCAAAGUUAGAAAGUAUGGUGCAGCGGUUGGAGAAUGAACAAUUAGAAGUGGAAAAGAAUGUCUCGACUUUGACAACUAAGAAUGCUGAGAUUCAAGAAGCAUUGGAAAGCAUGGAUAACCAGAAGGAGUUUGAUAUUGAUGAAGCCGUGGUUCCCACAGCUCCUCUUUAUAAACAAUUACUCAACUCAUUUGCUGAAGAACAGGCCAUAGAAGAUACCAUUUAUUACCUAGGUGAAGCUCUAAGGAAAGAAGUAAUAGACAUUGAUGUGUUCCUUAAACAAGUGCGUGAAUUAUCCCGACGACAAUUCAUGCUCCGUGCCCUAAUAACAAAAUGCCGACAAAAAGCUGGACUACCUGAAGUUGUCAGUGCAUAAGGAUAACUCGUAAUGUGUAACUGUCGGAAAAAGGACUUUCAUGUAUAUAAUGUGCUAUAUUUGUUUGAUAGGACCCAUUAAUGCCAUGCCAUGCCAUGCCAUGCAUUCUGUCAGCUAUGGGAAUAUUCUGAUAAUGUGUUCUCUCUCUGAAGUCUAUGGCAUCAUAAAUAUUGGAAUAUUUUAUUUGUGCAUAUGAGGAGGUGCUAUUGGGCUGUGUGAUGACAUUUCACUGCAAACAGCUGCAGUCAAUCCUAAAGUAAGGUAUCUGCACUGUAAACAAUGGUGAUUGUAAAUGGUCAUAUUUAGAGGCAGUCAUUAUCUGCCCUAUACCUGUAGAUCUGCUAUGAGCUGCACUGUCUACUCAGUUGAUUGUAGUGCACUAAGCAGCAUCUAUUUUCAUGUGGAACCUGGGGAGAACCUGGAAUCUGUAAAACUAUUCCUAACCUCAGUGCUCAUAAGGAUGUAUUGGGUGAUAGGCCAGAUGAAUACUGCCUCUAAACUCCUGCCUGUACGUCUCCCCUCAAUGAGCACUGUUUAGUUAUCUAGUUUUCACAAUGAAGUAAAAUCAUGUAGUUGUGGUAUUUUGUUGUCUGUAAUCCACGAGGCUGUUUGCUGUCAGCUGUAAACUUCACCUUUUAUGUAACGGAUAAGUAUGUACAAUGUAAACUUCAUGUGCCAAAAGGGCUUUCACAUUUGUGUCAAAUUGAAAUUUUCGUUGUUCUUUGGUUGUAACAUUCUACUGUUCAGGCAAACUCCCUGCAGUUUCUCAUUGCAUAUUCCGUCAAUUAUGAUCCUUGGGAGAUGGUGAUGUAUGAAGAUAAGCUUGGAAAGAUCACAUCGCAGUCAAAUUUGAUUUCUAUUUCAUGUAAUGUAGCAAUGCUGCCCUCAUUUAAAUUAUUUGAACAUGACAGCAGUCAUGUUUGAUGCAAAUUGUUCUGUAAAUAGUAUAUUGUUUCGCCUCUGUACAUAUUCAUCAAUUAAAAAACAGUUAUCA